AUGCCAUUCAUUCCAAAUACUCCCGAGUCCCGGUUGGGCCGCUCCGAUUCAAAGAAUCCAGCCACGACAUGUCGAGGCAUCACUUCAGGUGGUCGUCCUUGUCGACGACCAUUGAACUCUUCUCCGGGUUCGUCGCCACUACCUCCUCCGCCUAAAAUCGAUGGAUUGCGUGUCGACGACCCUCGAAAUGCCGACCUUUACUGCUGGCAACAUAAAGAUCAAGCAAUCUCAUCUUCAAAAUCCAGUCCGGGACCGAGGUCGAAUAUUACACCUAUCCUCGAAUCUCGUCAAAGCUUGGAGAGUCUUAUUGAUCGUCUUGGAAUAGUCGAGGCACAGAAGCAAGGGAAAAGACCAACACAUAACCCCUACGGCGAGAAGAUAGGUUCACAUCCACCAAGGCGACCGAAGACGAAGCAGUCGAGCUUCUGCUGCUGUUUCACAAUCACCGAAGAAGUAGAAGAAGAGCUUCCAGCACGACCGCAACCCAGGCCGCUACAAAGUGCACCUGCGAAACCCAUGUAUUCUAGGCCACCACCCAACCAGCAUCUCGUACCUCCUCCUGCGCAGUCACGACCAAGUGGCGAGUCUUUAAGACCGCACUCGAACCAGUCCGAUACAUCGCAAACGGCACAAUACUUAUCCUUAAUCCCAGCGACGGCAUCACCUCAGACGGCCUCGCAGCUCAUGGCAGAAUUAGCCAAACCUAUCUCGCAACAAGAUGAAGCCGGUUAUAUCUACAUUUUCUGGCUAACACCGGAAUCUCAACCGUCGACUCCUCCGGCAGAAGCAGCCAAAUCCCUCUUAUCUCCGCCCCGCCCAGACGGUGGUCGUCAACGACGAACAAGCGACGUGAUGGAGUCUUUUGCUGUUAAGGAGAGCAAGACUACUGGAUCGUCCAAGAAAAUUCUUCUGAAAAUCGGUCGGGCGUCUAAUGUUCAACGACGUCUCAACGAAUGGACACGCCAGUGCGGUUAUAACAUAUCGCUCAUCCGUUACUAUCCUUACGUCUCUUCUUCUGAGACAGCAGAGCCUCGGAAGAUGCCUCAUAGUCACAAAGUCGAGCGAUUAGUCCAUCUCGAACUCGCAGGUGCCGGUCUUCGGGUAAGCGACAAGGCGAACUGUGACGCUUGCGGGAAAGCCCACAAGGAGUGGUUCGAGGUCGAUGCCAACAAAAACGCGAUCUCAAUGGUGGAUGAGGUUAUCAAGCGCUGGUCGGACUGGGAUGAAGCCAACCCAUAG
This is a messenger RNA of Daldinia childiae, 1239 nucleotides long. RefSeq lists its product as uncharacterized. The record is from RefSeq and is a predicted model, not a curated record. The transcript has a single exon. NCBI's taxonomy places the organism in Eukaryota, Fungi, Ascomycota, Sordariomycetes, Xylariales, Hypoxylaceae. The coding region runs from base 1 to 1239 and encodes 412 amino acids.